Messenger RNA from Hypanus sabinus (Atlantic stingray), 3117 nucleotides. RefSeq names its product protein IWS1 homolog. Gene Ontology annotation, biological process: poly(A)+ mRNA export from nucleus. The record is from RefSeq and is a predicted model, not a curated record. NCBI's taxonomy places the organism in Eukaryota, Metazoa, Chordata, Chondrichthyes, Myliobatiformes, Dasyatidae. Bases 138 to 2462 code for a protein of 774 amino acids. Gene Ontology annotation, cellular component: nucleus. The transcript is spliced from 16 exons.
CCCCCGAACCUGUGCGCACGCGCAGUAUGUUGGAGUAUGUAGGCCGGAGGGUCGGUUACCAUUUUGCAAAUACACAUCGGAUUAAGGGUGUGUAGGGUUGAGAUUGAAUUAAAGCGGGCUGAUACUUGUCCGUAGGCAUGGAUUUGGAGGAUGAGUACUUUCCAGAUGGAGAGGAUGAUGGUGGAGCAACGCCAGUACAGGAUGAACAUAAUUCAGGCUCUGAUGAUCAGGAAGACUCAACUGAACACUGUGCAGCAUCUGAAGGCAGCAGUAUAGGUCAUCAUACUGAGGACGAAAGUCACAAGGAAGAUCAAAGUGAUGCAGAAGACAGUGAUGGUCCAGGCCAUCCAGAAAGCAGAGGGGAAAAUAAUGUUAGCUCUGAUUCUGAGAAUGAAAAGAACAAAAGUGGUUGCAAUAUUGAACAAUCAGAUGAUGAAGCAGGUAGCGAUAAAGAGAAUCACUUCACAAAUGAAGGAAGUGGAGGAGAGCAUGAAGAGAACCACGAUCGACUGAAUGACACAGACAGUGAAAAGGAUGGACGAAUGUCACCUGCACAACAUGAGAGCAGAGGAGCCAGUGAUAAUGACAGUCCUGGCCCUCUCAGGGCUUCCAAAAGUGAUGAUGAGCAGGAGGAGAAUAAAAAAACAGUGAAAAGGAAGAAGUCAGUGCUUCCUGAUAGUGAGGAUGAGAAAGAAGUAGAGAAUAAAUCUGCAAAGAAAACACGUUUGAUGUCAGACAGUGAGGAUUCGGACAGUGACGUUGCUCCCACCAAGAAAACUGUCAAUGACUCUGAUAGGGAGGAAUUGGAUAGUGAAGCUGGUGACAUAAAGAGAAAGCAGGCUGUCUCAGGAAGCCAGGAGUCAGACAGUGAAGCCGAAGUUGCUCCAGUAAAGAGGAUCAUUUCAGACGACGAUUCUGACAGCAGUGCUAACACUUCAAAGGCCAAGCAAAUAGCUUCUGAUGAUGACUCGGACAGUGACUCAAACACUCGUGUAAAAAAGCAGGUUGUUUCCGAUGCUGAGGAUUCUGAUAGCAAUGUGGGUGUAAGGAAAAAGCGGGUCUUCUCUGAUGGUGAUGGUUCAGAAAGCGAUUCUGCUCCGAAGGAAAAGCGCAUUGUUUCAGACGAUGAGGACUCCAACUCAGACAGUGAUACAGGUGCUAAGAAAAAACACAUCCUUUCUGCUGGUGAGGAUUCCGACAGUGAUGCUGCACCAGGAAAAGAGUCCAAGGCUAUCUUAUCUGACAGUGAUGAGGAAAAUAAGCAGCCCUCUCAGAAAGCUGAAUCUGGUCUGUUUGGCAGUGACAGUGAAUCUGAGGAUGAGACUGGUGUUGGAAACUUGAUAGCUGACAUUUUUGGUGAAUCGGAUGAUGAAGGGGAAGAGUUUACAGGUUUUAACCAGGAGGAUCUAGAUGGUGAAAAAGCCGCACAGGAAGCAGAGAGAAAGAAAAUAGUUGCUGAAGAGUCAGACUCGGACAAUGAAGUUAGAGGAAAGGGGUUAGAUUCAGACUUUGUUUCUGAUUUUGAGAUGAUGCUACAGAAGAAGAAAGAUCAGAACCGGAGGCGGCGGCGAAAUCGAGAUGGUGGCACUUUCAUCAGUGAUGCGGAUGACGUGGUUAGCGCUAUGAUCACCAAGAUGAAUGAAGCAGCAGAAGAAGAUAGACAACUCAAUGGCCAAAAGAAGCCAGCUUUGAAGAAACUGACCCUACUGCCCACAGUCGUAAUGCAUUUGAAAAAGCAAGAUUUGAAGGACACUUUUAUUGAUAGUGGGGUGAUGUCUGCUAUAAAGGAAUGGCUCACACCCUUGCCAGACAAGAGUUUGCCCCAUCUCAAGAUCCGUGAGGAGUUGUUAAAGAUACUACAGGAGUUGCCCAGUGUGAGUCAGGAGACUCUGAAGCAUAGUGGGAUCGGACGUUGUGUGAUGUACUUAUAUAAACAUCCCAAGGAAAAUAGAAGCAACAAAGAACUUGCUGGAAAGCUCAUCAAUGAGUGGUCAAGACCUAUUUUUGGCCUGACAUCAAAUUAUAAAGGGAUGACGCGGGAGGAACGAGAGCAGAGAGACAUUGACCAGAUGCCAAUGCGACGCCGUCUGAGCAGAGAUUCUAGGUAUGAAGACAGUGAGGAAAACGAAGCUGAUGCCUUCUCCAAUGAUCAAGAACACUACCCCAGUUCUGGUGGACAGACCCCUCGCAGAGAUCUGGAGAAGGUGUUAACAGGAGAGGAAAAAGCACUUCGACCUGGUGAUCCUGGAUUCUGUGCAAGAGCCAGAGUGCCAUUACCAUCAAACAGGGAUUAUGUUGUUAGACCAAAGUGGAAUGUAGAAAUAGAGGCUAGCAGGGGAGCAGUAAAGAAAACAUUGAAUCGUCUUGACAAGCAAAUGCGCCGAUUUCAAGACAUCAAGAAAAUGACCAAGUCAUCUCGGGCAGUAAAGAUCAGCAUUGAAGGCAAUCGCAUGCCUCUGUAAUGCAUAUUUAUUAGUCACUUGGAGCUGGGUAACAUUCGUGCAACAGCUUACAAACACAAUUGUGCGCUGCUACCAUCCAGCCCAAUGGAAUCAACAUACCUCCUCUGCUCUCUUCUGUUUUCAAGCAUUCUUUUCAAGAGAUUUUUUUUUAAAAGUCUUGAAAUGGUGAACUAACAUUUUGUCAUAUCUGAGCCCCAGAUAUCCAGUCAACAUUUCUGACUACAGCAUAUUUGAUGAACCCAGUCUGCAGAUUGAAUGAAUGAGUUUACAUCACUGAAGACUGCAUGUAUAGAGGUUGAUCAAACUUCUUUUACAAAAGUACAUCGGUGCCCAGUAGAGGAGGAACACAGCUGCCUGGCAUUAAGCCAAAUUGCCCAAUUAAGUUGAAAACAGGGGUAAAAAGGACUUAAUUAAAUAUAGACAUGCGCUGUGUUUGAAUUUAUGGCUUGAAUCAUGUGCUGUCUCUGCAAGAUCAGUGCAAUCUCGCAUCGUUCUGGUCUUUUAAAUCUUUCAGUAAGCUCUGGGUAGGUCUGUAAGUGGAUAUCUAUGUUAAAGGUUGGGCUAAUCGUCUUGUUCAAACAUAGAUUGUGAUGAAAUAUGUAAUUGUAGACACAAGUUGUAUUUUUUAAACAAAUAAACCCCUCUUUGUAAAGGU